GCCAAAUCGUGCGACUUCUGGAGACAUCCAGACCCCUCACCGGAAACUUCCCCUGCCCCCUUCCCCCCUCGAUAAAUCCCACUCCUCUUCUUCCUCCUCCAGAUACACGCACUAAACACCUAGUGGCACUGUCCUUUUUUCUCUUGAUUCUUCCAAUUAUCCUGUUCUGGUAGUAGUAAAUUUCACUCCGAUUUUUGUUUUCCUCUCCGGAAAAAGGUUGAGAAGAAGAACAGAAAUAUGCCUGAAGGUUUCAAUUCAGUUCUGAAGAUGAAGAGAAAGGACCUUGACCAAGUUAACGAGGACUUCUCCGAUUUCUCCCUUACUUCUCCCGCUCGUAAAAUUCGCCGUCUGGAUGCUGAAUUAGCUCCGAUAACAGAAGAAGAGCCUGAGAUUCCUUUAGUUUUUGAGCGGCCGGAGAAUGAAGGGAGCUUUGGCGGAGGGAAUGGCAGAGUUGGAGGAGGAGGGGUUGUGAUUGAAGAAUUGCCGAAUGGGGUGGAGAAUGAGGAGAGGGCAAUUGUGGUUUUUAAUCCGGUUAACUCACCCCUGUUGCAAUCGCCCUCGAAUUACUCGAUUUCAGUCAGUCCUCAGUUGAUUUCUGGGUUGAAAAAUCAACUCCCGUGGUCCAAUUACUCUAGUCAAUGGAGAGCAUUAGAUAGUGAAGAAAGAACUGAUGAUAACAAGUCUAGUCCACAAAAUGAGUGUCUAGCGGUUGUUCCUUGGGUGCCACCACCUCAGCCUUACUCAUCCAGUGGAGAUGAAGCUGUUCCCCAAAUAGAUGUUUCUGAUAUGAUGGAAGCUGAUGACGUGGAGGUAUCAACUAUGGAUGUUGAAGAUAAUACUGUUUGUUCCGAGCAGAAAGUGGGGAUGAAUGUGAAUGAGGGUUUACAACAAUGGCAGCAACAACAUUGCAUGAUUCCACAGCCUCCCCAAAACAUAUCAACUCCCAUUGUAUGGUUCCAAUGAUGUAAUGGAGCUAGGCUGGGGUCUUGGAACUAUGGCAGUUCGUAAUUUUUUGUUGAUGCCUUGUUCCCUUUUAGGAUGCCUCAGCAGGCAUUAGGACUUAGAUAUAAAAGUUCGGUGCUUUCUAUUUUCCUUCGAGAAGACUUGUGAUCCAGUGCUUCUGGCAGUGGCCUCUUCCAAAUGUCAGAUUAUUAUUGUGGGCGUGGAUAGUCCUUUGGUACUUUGCACCGAAAUGGUGAUCUCGUAUGCAUGGAUUUUGAAAAGAAAUUGAAAUCCUUCCUUAAGAGUAGCACAGUUAGCUUAUAGCUGCAGCAGUUGUUUACCCCAAUUCUGGCUUCCCUUUCGACUAGAGCAGUUAGAUAAGGUGCAUGGACGCAGUUGUUUUCCUUCCUAAUUCUGGUUUUGUACGCUAUUCUGUUCUGCUGUAACUGGAUUAUGAAGCCAGUUACAGUCUCCAAGGCAUCUGAUACUGAAUCAUGUAAUAUGCUCUAUGGGUCCAAGGAAAAGCAGACAUUUUCUGAUGUUAAAAGAUCCAGAUCUGUUUAUGUAUAUUGGCAGCUGUAUGAUAUCAAUUCUUUGCACUGGGUCUAAAGUUU
Coffea eugenioides is the source of this 1556-nucleotide messenger RNA. RefSeq lists its product as uncharacterized. Bases 238 to 963 code for a protein of 241 amino acids. The record is from RefSeq and is a predicted model, not a curated record. The transcript is spliced from 3 exons. NCBI's taxonomy places the organism in Eukaryota, Viridiplantae, Streptophyta, Magnoliopsida, Gentianales, Rubiaceae.